UGCAAUAGCGAAGCGAAGCGACGGCUGCUGCUGACAGCGCAGCACUUGUAGGUCGUUCGCUGAGAACCGAGGGGUGUUUCGUGCCAAUUCCCGCCCCCCCUUGCAGGUACAGCUCGUGAUCCGUCUCGGAUUUAGGAUUAACUCGCCUUUUGAGAGAUGAUCUUGGCUGGAUUAUUUAAAGACACUUAAAAGGAGGGUUUCCCAGUGCUGAAGAAACAGCCCCAGCAAUGGAGCCUCGAAUGCCUCACAACAUUACUGUGGUCCCCAAUUCCACCAUGGUGCAGCCGCUCUUGGACAGCCGUAUCCCCUAUGGCAGACUUCAGCAUCCGCUGACCAUUCUGCCAAUUGACCAAAUGAAGACCACACACAUUGAGAAUGACUACAUUGACAGCCCCACCCUGGCCCAGUUGGCUGCUCAGAAAUAUUCUAGGGCUCACCACGAACCCACUCACCCACCAAGAUGUGAGCAGGACAUCACCCACCCAUGGAUUUCUUUCAGUGGGCGACCCAGUUCUAUUAGUAGCAGCAGCAGCACAUCUUCAGAUCAAAGGCUUUUGGAUCACAUGGUGCCAGCACCAGUGACAGACCAGUCCUCCCCAAGAGCUGUCCGGACACAGCCCAAAGUGGUUAACUGCAAGCCGCUAGAUCUCAAGGGCCCCACUUCUCUGGAGUUGGACAAGCACUUUUUGCUGUGUGAAGCCUGUGGAAAAUGCAAGUGCAAGGAAUGUGCCCUGCCAAGGACUUUGCCCUCUUGCUGGGUCUGCAACCAAGAGUGCCUCUGCUCAGCUCAGAACCUGGUCAAUUACUCCACCUGCAUGUGCUUGGUGAAGGGCAUCUUCUACCACUGUACCAAUGAGGACGACGAAGGUUCCUGUGCAGACCACCCCUGUUCCUGCUCUCAUUCAAACUGCUGUGCCCGUUGGUCUUUCAUGAGCGCCCUUUCUCUGGUUUUGCCAUGUUUGCUGUGCUAUCUGCCUGCGACUGGCUGUGUGAAACUGUCACAGCGAUGCUAUGACCAAGUGAGUCGGCCUGGAUGUCGGUGUAAAAAUACAAACAGUGUGAUUUGUAAAACGUCUCCUGAAGGGAAAGUUGGCAGCAGACCGGAGAAGCCGUUUUGAUUUCUGGAGAGAGGGGUGGGGGUGGGGAGUGUAGAAAAACUACAGGAAGGAGUUUCAUAACCUGUGUUGAGCAUGAAAAAUGUGUCAGCCUUUUGCUUUCUACAAAGAAAGAAAAAAAAGACACCCUCUUUCCUGGACCUGAAGCACUUCGAAUUAUUCAGGGCUGUGGAAACAGAGUGCAGAAAGAGGCUUCUUCAUUGUUUGUAGUGUGAAGGCAGAAACUGGCCACACAGAACAGCUUGGGGUCUACUACUGUUGUGGUUCGUAGUGUUUGCUGAGGUGACAUACCACAACAAUAAUUAACAGACAGGUUCAGCAGGUACAUCUGUAGCUUCAGCAACAUUGUUAUUUCUUGAAGGCUGCCCAGUUCUCGACAGGGACCUUUUCCCCGUCUUUUAUUUAUUACUUGGAGACUGUUAUCAGUAAAAGGUUAACUUUCUAAAACACAUUUAAGAGGAGCAGUUGCCUGCUGUCUCUUCUCUUCCCCACCUCCCUUUAUACAAAAGUGGUUGUCUGUAAAUUCCUAGUACUGUUUUUGAUUAACAGUCCCUUUCAGCUCUGCCUUGAGCAGAGCUUGGUGUGAUGGAGACACCGGCAGAGGGAGCUUUUCUGCUGAUUGCUACAGGUCAGGUCUCAGUUACAGGCAUAGCUAGUUGAAAGCUGGCAAUCCUACCAGCCUUUUCAUUCAAACACAUCUUAUUCGUUCUUUUUAAAAAAAAAAUUGCAUGGCAUGUAGAAGAACUAUUCUGACCAACAUUACUUGGAAAGCAGGAGGCGAGGACGUACAGCAUCAAUCCCUUUGCUCUCAACUUCUACAUCUUCACUGUAAUGUCUUCCCAGAAUCUUAUAUGUGUUUGACUGUUUGCGCAUAGAGCUCUCUGUGCAAUUCUAGAUCAUACAGAGAAUUUUAUGUACAUUUCUGUAGGCUCUGUGUAGACAUUAAGCUGAAAGUGUGGACAUUUGCAAAAUGCACGUGUAUCCAUUUUCUAUCCCCACCCUUGAAGUAAUGUCUAACCAUGUUUUCUUUUACUAAAUAUGAGGGCUGGUGGUGGAGAAUAAUAAUAAUAACAAUAACAUUUGAUUUAUAUACUGCCCUUCAGGACACCUUAAUGCCCACUCAGAGCAGUUUACAAAGUACGUUAUUAUUAUCUUCACAACAAUCACCCUGUGUUGUGGGUGGGGGGUCUGAGAAACUGGGACUGACCCAAGGUCUCCCAUCUGGCUUCAGGUGGAGGAGUGAGGAAUCAAACCCGGGUGAAUGUAAGUUAUAUUUGCAGUCGUCUCAAGCUUGCAACCAUUUAUGGAGAUGUUCUACUGACUCUAGUAAGACUACUCCAAAGGAAGCGGGAUGGCAACUGCAAUGCAAAGCUUUGAUUCCCAAGAACCUAAAAAGACUUGAAGCCAAAGCCAGAUUUGUUCAGUGUAAUUCCCACCGACAGGAGUCCUUGAGCUAUUUGGCCCAUUUAGUAUUUGGUGAAUUCUGAGUGUACACGUUUGCCUCAAUAAAUUCUGUUACAUGAUUAAAUGGCAUGUUGUUCACACAAACAAGAAUUUGCUAAAGUCAAUACCAAGGUAUAUAUGUCAAGGCACCACCCUUACUAACAUUUGCACAUUGAAUUGUAACAGUUCAAAACUUAACCACAUUAAGCUACACAUAAGUAUCUGCUGAACCAAGAAAUUGUUUUCUCCAUCCUCCACUGCGCACUAGCAGAAUCAACGUAAGCUGUACAAAAUGUGUAAGUUUUUCUUUUUAAACCAAUAUCAGUGCAACUCAGGUUCCAUGAAAAACAUAUUGGCACAAUGUCAUUCGGUCAGAGUAUUUAAAUGCUCCCUUUUAUUGCUUUUGCUCAACUUUUGUCUUCUCUAUAUAGGGAUCCCCAGGGCUUUUUUUCAGCUGGAACGCAGUGGAACAGAGUUCCGACACCUCUUAAAAAUGGU
Messenger RNA from Eublepharis macularius, 3056 nucleotides. RefSeq names its product sprouty RTK signaling antagonist 4 (gene SPRY4). The transcript is spliced from 2 exons. The record is from RefSeq and is a predicted model, not a curated record. Gene Ontology annotation, cellular component: membrane; cytosol. Bases 228 to 1118 code for a protein of 296 amino acids. Gene Ontology annotation, biological process: negative regulation of Ras protein signal transduction; negative regulation of fibroblast growth factor receptor signaling pathway; negative regulation of MAP kinase activity. Lineage: Eukaryota; Metazoa; Chordata; Lepidosauria; Squamata; Eublepharidae.